UUAGUUGUAUUAAGAAUGGGAAUCUUAACUACAAAGAAUUGUGGAUUUUGGGUCGACCUACCACCUAAAACGACGUCGCCUCCUUCUCUGGCUUCCAAUCUCUUUCUCCUCUCUCUCUCUCUUAUAAGCUUGCGUUGGCCAGUCGCUCAUCUCAAAUACAAAGACACGAAUAUUAAACACACAGAAGAAGAAGAAGGACGAGAAAGAGCGAGAGGAGAGAUGAAGUCUCAUAUGGUUUGGUUUUUGUUUCUUGCAUCCUUCUUGUCUGUGUUCCCAGCUCCAUCGGAGAGCAUGGUUCGCCAUUACAAGUUUAACGUUGUGAUGAAGAACAUUACUAGACUAUGCUCAAGCAAGCCAACCGUGACCGUGAACGGUAGAUAUCCAGGUCCUACAAUCUACGCACGAGAAGACGACACGUUGCUCAUCAAAGUCGUUAAUCACGUCAAAUACAACGUUUCGAUCCACUGGCACGGUGUGAGACAAGUGAGAACAGGAUGGGCCGAUGGGCCUGCUUACAUAACCCAGUGCCCGAUCCAGCCAGGUCAAGUCUACACAUACAACUACACCUUGACCGGCCAACGCGGUACCCUCUGGUGGCAUGCUCACAUCCUCUGGCUCAGAGCCACUGUUUACGGCGCAAUUGUUAUCCUCCCCAAACGUGGUGUUCCCUAUCCGUUCCCCAAACCCGACCACGAGAAAGUCAUAGUUCUAGGUGAAUGGUGGAAAUCGGAUACGGAAAACGUCAUUAACGAGGCACUUAAGUCUGGAUUAGCCCCUAAUGUCUCCGACGCUCACAUGAUCAACGGACGCCCUGGCCUUGCUAAAAAUUGUCCAUCUGAUCAGGGCUACAAAUUGUCAGUCAAAAAUGGCAAAACCUAUUUGCUACGAGUAGUCAAUGCUGCACUUAAUGAAGAGCUAUUUUUCAAAGUCGCUGGCCACCUUUUCACGGUGGUUGAAGUCGACGCCGUCUACGUCAAACCGUUCAAGAUCGACACCAUCGUUAUAGCCCCCGGUCAAACCACCAACGUCCUCCUAACCGCCUCGAAAUCAACCGGCAAAUACCUUGUAACCGCUUCUCCCUUCAUGGACUCCCCAAUCGCGGUAGACAAUGUAACCGCCACCGCGACUGUCCAUUACUCCGGAACACUAUCCUCCUCACCGACAAUCCUCACUCUCCCUCCGCCGCAAAACGCUACGUCCGUCGCCACUAACUUUACAAACUCUCUUCGUAGUCUCAACUCCAAGAAGUACCCUGCCCUAGUCCCGACCACCAUCGACCACCACCUCUUCUUCACUGUUGGCCUCGGGCUAAACCCGUGUCCUACUUGUAAGGCUGGAAACGGUAGCCGUGUCGUGGCCAGUAUCAACAAUGUAACAUUCGUUAUGCCUAAAAUCGCGUUGCUGCCCGCUCAUUACUUCAACAUUAGUGGAGUUUUUACACCAGAUUUUCCAAAGAACCCACCGCACGUUUUCAACUAUAGCGGAGGAUCAGUCACGAACAUGGCCACGGAAACCGGCACAAGGCUUUACAAGCUACCAUACAAUGCAACGGUGCAGCUGGUUCUCCAAGAUACCGGCGUCAUAGCGCCGGAGAACCAUCCGAUUCAUCUUCACGGCUAUAACUUCUUUGAAGUUGGUCGGGGAUUAGGUAACUUCAACCCCAAGAAAGAUCCAAACAACUUCAAUUUGGUCGAUCCGGUUGAGAGGAACACAAUCGGAGUACCAUCUGGUGGAUGGGUCGUCAUCAGAUUUAGAGCGGAUAAUCCCGGGGUUUGGUUUAUGCAUUGUCACUUGGAGGUACACACGACGUGGGGAUUAAAGAUGGCUUUCUUGGUGGAGAACGGCAAAGGACCCAAUCAGUCGAUUUUGCCACCGCCUAAGGAUUUUCCCAAGUGUUAGGGUCAUUCAACUAAACAAGACCACGUCCAAGCAGACCAGUGAGUACUGGUGAAAAAUUCAUUGUGGAUUUUGUUAAAAGUUAAUAUUUUUUUAGCAAAGCAAAGGUUCGAUUUUUUUCUCAAGCAAAGUUUGAAUAAAAGAGGAAAAAAGAGCAAUGUAUUAUAAUAAUAUUUUUAUCAUUAUAUCAAAUUACAUUUACAUUUUGUUAUUGUCUUCAACACAACGUACUCUUGUAUAGCCCAUGCGUUUUAUUUAUUAUUUUGGUCCAA
Brassica napus (rape) is the source of this 2168-nucleotide messenger RNA. Its product is annotated as laccase-4-like. Gene Ontology annotation, cellular component: apoplast. The coding region runs from base 16 to 1899 and encodes 627 amino acids. The record is from RefSeq and is a predicted model, not a curated record. The transcript is spliced from 6 exons. Gene Ontology annotation, molecular function: hydroquinone:oxygen oxidoreductase activity; copper ion binding. NCBI's taxonomy places the organism in Eukaryota, Viridiplantae, Streptophyta, Magnoliopsida, Brassicales, Brassicaceae. Gene Ontology annotation, biological process: lignin catabolic process.